AUGGAAAAAUUUUUAGAAUUUGAUAAGAGUGUUCAACAAAUGCAAGAUGUAUUUCAUUCAAAAGCAUCCGAAUGGAAAAGGUGCUAUCGGAGCUACUUAAGAAUUUAUCGUGAUAAAUUGCCUGAAGUUCAAAAGAGAAUGUGCAAUUCAUAUUUAAAAUCCAAUCGACAAGGUGUUAUCAAUCUUAUAAGCCUAAUGAAAUCACAACGCAGCAACAUUAAUAAAUAUAAUAGCAAUUUAUUAGCACAUCAGUUUCUUUUAGAAAUUAUCAAUGAAAUUCAUAUUCCACCAGAAUAA
Messenger RNA from Schistosoma spindalis, 297 nucleotides. NCBI's taxonomy places the organism in Eukaryota, Metazoa, Platyhelminthes, Trematoda, Strigeidida, Schistosomatidae. The record is from the annotation of a GenBank genome assembly.